AUGCUUCCUAAAGACACAUCAGGGAGCUUUCAAGGAAGACUAGACAAACAUAUUAAUGAGGAGGAUAGGUGGGGCCCGUCGCUGAGAUUCACUUUGUCUCUCCACAUUGAAUGGGUCACUCAGCCCAUCAGUGGCGGUCAGCCUCCCCCACUCUAUGGUGCCAUGGUGCCACGGUGCCCAGCCCUCACCAGGGGCAUUCACUGUGCCUGCUCACUGAAAGGAUCACCAGCCCUUCACUGGCACUCACUGCUACCUCCACAUAAUGGUUCUCAACGUCCCCCUCUCCCCCACAUCAGCGGCGCCCACCACCACCGACCCUCAGCGACUUUGGCCCACCAGCUCCACACCCGCCACCCGCCGCACCCUGCACUGUGCUGGUGCCGCCAAGCCCACCACUGCCGCCCACUACUGUUAACACUGAAGGAAUUCACAAAGAGAGACCGUGACAGACACAGCGUGCCGGGGGCGGGCCACAACCACUCUUCAGCCACUCUCCAGCCACUCUCCAGCCACUCUUCAGCCACUCUCCAGCCACUCUUCAGCCAUCUUCAGCCACUCUCCAGCCACUCUCCAGCCACUCUUCAGCCAAUCUUCGGUCACUCUACAGCCACUCUCCAGCCACUCUUCAGCCACUCUUCAGCCACUCUCCAGCCACUCUUCGGCCACUCUUCAGCCGCUCUCCAGCCACUCGUCAGCAACUCUCCAGCCACUCUUCAGCCACUCUCCAGCCACUCUCCAGCCACUCUUCAGCCACUCUCCAGCGACUCUUCAGCCAAUCUUCGGCCACUCUUCAGCCACUCUCCAGCCACCUUCAUCCACUCUCCAGCCAUUCUUCAGCCAUUCUCCAGCCACUCUCCAGCCACUCUCCAGCCACUCUCCAGUCACUCUUCAGCCACUCUCCAGGCACUCUCCAGCCACUCUUCGGCCAAUCUUCGGCCACUCUCCAGCCACUCUCAGCCACUCUCCAGCCACUCUCUAACCACUCUCCAGCCACUCUCUAACCACUCUCCAGCCACUCUCCAGCCACUCUCCAGCCACUCUCCAUCCACACUCCGACCACACUUCAACCACUCUCCAAGACGAAAGUUCUACCACAUUCUAAACCCAUUCUUGUUCACCUCCAUAAUACAGAAGUUUACCCGUGUUCUCUCCUCACCCACCACACCGGCGGCCUCUGGAAAGCGUGUCAUUUGA
This is a messenger RNA of Portunus trituberculatus (swimming crab), 1194 nucleotides long. RefSeq lists its product as uncharacterized. The coding region runs from base 1 to 1194 and encodes 397 amino acids. The transcript is spliced from 4 exons. NCBI's taxonomy places the organism in Eukaryota, Metazoa, Arthropoda, Malacostraca, Decapoda, Portunidae. The record is from RefSeq and is a predicted model, not a curated record.